AUGCUCCGUUGGAUAUACACAGGUGCCGCGCAGGACUGGAGGAAGACCGAACCGCCCGUCGUGAGCCGGAGCAACUCCCCCUACACCUUCGCCACGGCACUGGCGGAGCAGUCAAGCCGGGCGUUUCUCCAGUUCACGCAUUCGCCAACGGUGGUGGGACUUCUCCGCGAGCAGCCCUGCCUUGGCAGUGAGAUGGAGGCGUGCAUCCUUCAACUUGGACAGCUGGAGGAUCUGCUGUCUCUGUUGCAGCGCAUCAGUCUUCCGCAGGACGCGGCGGGAACGGCAGCGCAGGCCCCACGCUUGGUCCGUGAGACGUUUGUGGCAGUCUGUAAUGAAGAGCCGGCCUCUAAUGGAGAGGUGAACCUGUAUAAUUCUGUGGCUGACGAGAUCAUUGGAUGGCUGCAACUGCUGGCUUGGGCGCGCUGCUUUGCCGUCUUCCUGAUGCAGCGGCUGGUUGCCAUCCACGAUCAGGUCUCAUGGUACCUGUGGUAUUGGUCAUGGGCGGAGGUUCACCCCGCACAGGCCUCCUUCCACCUGGCACUCGGUAGCAGGUCGUGGUGGCAUGGAUUCAUGCGCAGGGGGUACGUUGGGCAGAUGCUCCAGGUGCAGUCCGGCGCCAUCGCGCACAAGUCCGCUCUCAACAGGGUCCUGCGUGGCGUGGUGCGGGGCCUGGGCGCAGUGUACAGUCUGGUGGACCGUAUGAACGUCCUUGUCUCCUCCAUGGAGGAGACAACUUCCAGCACACACGUGCAUUCCAUCUCAGAGUUGGAGGUGGUCGGGUGUGCAGAGUGCCAGGCGGCGGAGCAACGGCUGCUCGUCAAUGUGCGCGGGGCUGUGGCCUCAACCGUGACGCUCUUGGCGAAAACGGUGCAGUUGCGGGAUGUGGGCCAGGCUGAGGCGAGCACAUCGGGGGGUGCAUCUAGCGACAUGCUGAUGUUCUCCACUUACGCCAACGAGUCGAUGCUGUUUGAACUACAGCCGAAGUUUUCUACUGAUGUGAUGCAGAAGCAGGCUUCAGCGACUGCCUCACUCAAGGAGAGCUUGUAUCUGUUGCGUGACACAGUGGAGUACACGAGGAAUUGUAUCAAGGCUCUUAGUGAAGAUGUUCACACGAAGCAUGUGCCGCCUAAAGGUAGGUACUGGCGAAGCAUCUUUAUCACAUGCUGCACUGUCUUGCCGUCUGUGCUGUGGCUGUCAUCCAGGAGCAUGAGCAACCUUUUUCGGAUGGUGGCAUCGGCCCGUCUGGUUCUGCACGGGCUUGCGGCAAAUUACGUUGUGUCUCCACUCAAGGAAAUUGCACGGAGUAUCUUUGGUGGUCGCCCGGGCGUGAUAGAGCGGCGUCGCACGCUGGAGAUGGAGAUGGAGUCGGUUGCUAACAUUGUCCGCGACUACCACGAGGAUUACUACGCAAACAUCAGCCAGGUAGAACUUCAGCGCUUGCGUGACCGCACCUUUGAACACCUUCGCUCCGGUGUCGUGGCGGAUGACGAAGGAUACAGGCUCAUCAACGGACACUACGAAACGGCCAUUCGGCGCCCAAUUACGAGUGCUUUAUUUGGCAAUCUCCUGCGCCUGAUGCUUAUCCAGCUCUCAUACCAACAGCUGGAGGUUAUGCGCGUGGUGAACUCCACCGAUGAGGUCUUGGAAGGCAAUGAUCUGAACUUCAAGGCGAUGGCGAUGGUGCCAGUGAUUGUUUUUCUUGGUGGGGUGCUGUUCGUGUCGUUCCAGAAGCGGCGUGCCAAGCUGCGGCCUGUCAACCGUCAGCUUAAACGGCACUGGAGGUCGGUGCACCGCGUAGUGACACUCGCCGAAGAUUCCCGUGAUGGGUUGCUCGGGCUGCAGGGCAACCAAGAGAAGUCUUUGGCCAUCACAAAAAAUGACGAGGUUCUGUGCUUGGCGGAGGUGGGGAGCGCGACCAACCUGAACAACUACGAUCAGGGCAUAGUGCUCUUGAUGACACAUCAUAUGCGCAGACUGGCGAUGGAGUACCACACCAAUUACCGCCACUUGGAGGAGUUCCUGGAGGAUCUGGAUGACCUUGAGAGUGUGCAGUCGACGCGGCAGCAGCGCUUGUUGACGCUCAAUCGGAUGCGGCAGGUCCACCGCUUUUUAUGGUGA
Trypanosoma grayi is the source of this 2118-nucleotide messenger RNA. RefSeq lists its product as hypothetical. The record is from RefSeq and is a predicted model, not a curated record. The coding region runs from base 1 to 2118 and encodes 705 amino acids. Gene Ontology annotation, cellular component: mitochondrial outer membrane. NCBI's taxonomy places the organism in Eukaryota, Euglenozoa, Kinetoplastea, Trypanosomatida, Trypanosomatidae. The transcript has a single exon.